AUGGUGGACACUCAAAAGCUACACGUGUCUAUCUCGACACUGCCCAUGACAACCAUCCAAGAUGCAUUUAAGCGACUGCUUACUAAUGUGGACAAGCUCUUUGAAAGCUUCCUUGCCAAGCUGUCUUCAAGCACCAAGGUGUUGCCAGCUCAAAACCGGAAGAGAAAAGAGGGUCGAGACCGAGAGGAGGUGAGCGGGCCCUCUCCGGGCAUAACCCUUCCACAAGCAACAAACCCCUCUGUAGUUGCCCCGCCUGGGCUGAAGGCCCCAGGGGAUACAAUCCACCUGCAUCUACCACAUAGGCUGGGUACUCAUUGCCGCUGGCGGCGCUCUAUCCCCGGGAUCUCCUGCCGUACCCCACCAGGGAAAGACUAG
Messenger RNA from Pelobates cultripes (western spadefoot toad), 375 nucleotides. The record is from the annotation of a GenBank genome assembly. NCBI's taxonomy places the organism in Eukaryota, Metazoa, Chordata, Amphibia, Anura, Pelobatidae.